Molecule: messenger RNA, 896 nt
Organism: Oenanthe melanoleuca
Lineage: Eukaryota; Metazoa; Chordata; Aves; Passeriformes; Muscicapidae
Exons: 4
Coding region: 1-840 (279 amino acids)
Source: RefSeq, a predicted model, not a curated record
AUGUAUCCGGGUGGGAAGGGCUGGGGUCUGGAGAGGCCACACCGGGCGUGGCCAAAGGCACUUGGCCCGUUCGGCCCGGAGGAGGCUGAGGUCAGAGCUUGCCAGGGCUGCAGCUCCUCCCGAGAGGCAGCUCUGGUCUCCGCUCCCUGGAACAGCGACAGGACUUGGGGAACGCCUGGAGCUGUGUCCGGAGCGGUUCACGUUGGAUACCAGGGAAAGGUUCUUCCCACGGAGUGUGCUGAGCACUGCCCAGGGAACGCGCCCCAAGGGCGGUGCGGGAGCGAUUCCGAGGUGACCCUUGGCGGGCGGGCGGUCCGGGGCAGGCCCCAGGAGCGGUUCCGGGGCGGUGUUCGGCGUCUCUGCCGCUCCCUCGGCGGGCGAUUCGAAGGCGUUGUUGGAGCCGCUGCUGCUCCCUCGGCGGGCGGGCGGGACGCGUUGGCGCUGUGCCCGGAGCUGGAGCGCUCGCUCUCGCUGCUGGAGCCAGGGGGCGGCCGGGCCGAGCAGCAGCAGCAGGAGAGCGGCGGGCGGGCGCGGCCCACGGUAUUCGUGUGCACCGGCUGCAGGCGGCCCGUGGGAACACCUCGAGCUGGGCGUUCAAAUACGAGGAGAGCUGCUGCCUCCUGCUGCGCAGUGAGUGCCGGCCCUGCCACCCGGCGGGUCCCCGCGGUCACUGCCGCCAUCCCUCCCUCCCUCCGGCUGCGGCCGCAGCGUCGCCGUGGACCCGGAGCGGAAGGUCUGCGAGCUCCCCAGCGAGUGCGGAUGCAUGGUAGAAACCUUAUUCUGCUCUGGCCGCUCAAGGACACUUGGCAGCAUCUACAGGUGUACCUCAAGGCAUCCUGACUACAAGAGAGAUUUGUUCUGUUUCAGUAUUGACUCCAUUGAAAGCUAUAUUCUAG